GAAACUGUUGUUCUAGCGUCUAGUACCAGCUCGUGCCGUUGUAGGGUUAGUUACCAGGAAGACAUCAUGUUGAAACCAUCGGAUUUGGAUCUUUCAGACGAAGAUAUUCAACGAAUUGUACAACGGAAUUUUCUCAACCGGGAAAUCCAACCACCAGCGGUACAGUCGGCAUGGAUCGAACGUUUUGGGGGAAGCCCGGAUGGAUUUCUGGCAGAUCAUUUUGCGCUGAAAGUGGUGGUUGCUUCCGGAAGCAAUCAUCCAGAGCCAGCUGAAGAAUUGUCUUUCUUUUUGAAGACAGUCCCGAAAGGGAAUUCAGUACUGGCAAACUACUUGAACGAGAUUGGUAGUUUUCAGAAGGAAGUGGCGAUUUGCGAGAGGAUCGUUCCGGAGAUUGAAAAAGUGCUUGGUGGAAAACAGGUCGUUCCGAAGUAUCUGUUAACUAAAGAAGAUAGAUUGAUUGUGAUGGAGAAUGUUAAAAUUAGAGGAUUCGAUAUAUUGAAAGGCAAUAGCGGUCUAAUGGAUUAUGACCAUUUGAAAAAAGUGAUGGAAACUUUGGCCUAUUUUCAUGCCGGAACAAUAUUGCUCGAAGAAAGGGAAGGUAAAACACUUACUGAAAUGUUUCCUGAAGUACUAAACGAAAACGCAUGGACCGGAGUAGAAGGAAGCAUUCGAACACGGGAUGUCGAAAAUGUGAUUGUUUUGUGGAGCGAAUUCAUGAGAGUUGCAGAACGUGAUUCAACCAAGUUAGGAGAUAUAUUGACUAAGCUGCCGGGUACGAUUAGAAGUUUGUAUGACUAUGUGAAACCGUCGACGAAAUGGAGAAACGUGUUCAGUCAUGGUGAUCUUUGGAGUAACAACAUAAUGUUCAGAGACUCGUCCUCCGGAGUUCCACUGGAAUGCAUUCUGGUUGAUUUUCAACUGUCUCGUUACACUCCACCUGCUUACGAUAUUAAUUUAAUGCUUUCGUUGACCACCACUUUCGAAUUCAGAUGUAAGCAUAUGAACACGUUAUUGGAUGGCUACUAUGAAAUAUUUCGCCAUAUUUUAACUAGCAACGGAAUCGAUGCUUCCACCAUCUACAGCAAGGAUUACUUCAGAGCUAGUUGCGAGCACUACCGUAUUGCUGGUCAAAUCCACGGUUGCAUCAUCGGUCCGGAGACUUUACUACCGUCAAACUUCAUCGAUCAAGUGUUCGAACUUGCCAGUGAAUGUUCCGGUUUCAUGCCCCAACCAAAGGUCAACAUAUGCCUGGAUGCGUUUAAAAACGACGAAAGAUUUCGCCUCCGAAUGCUCGAUAUGGUGCAAGAGUUACUACCCGAACUGCACUGCACAAACGGUGAUGCAUGUCCGAAUCUUGACUGAUAGGUCGUAUACGAGAUAGCAAAUAUCUUGUCGCCCAA
Molecule: messenger RNA, 1400 nt
Organism: Armigeres subalbatus
Lineage: Eukaryota; Metazoa; Arthropoda; Insecta; Diptera; Culicidae
Exons: 1
Coding region: 67-1362 (431 amino acids)
Source: RefSeq, a predicted model, not a curated record